Messenger RNA from Hippopotamus amphibius kiboko, 4736 nucleotides. RefSeq names its product GINS complex subunit 1 (gene GINS1). Gene Ontology annotation, cellular component: GINS complex. The record is from RefSeq and is a predicted model, not a curated record. The transcript is spliced from 7 exons. Bases 80 to 670 code for a protein of 196 amino acids. Lineage: Eukaryota; Metazoa; Chordata; Mammalia; Artiodactyla; Hippopotamidae. Gene Ontology annotation, biological process: DNA replication; DNA strand elongation involved in mitotic DNA replication.
UGGGAUCCAGAGGCGUGGGGCCCGGAGCGGCGGCAGUUUGCCUGAGAGUCUGUGGUCCGUAGGGGCUGGCCCGUCCACCAUGUUCUGCGAGAAGGCCAUGGAGCUGGUCCGCGAGCUGCACCGCGCGGCCGAGGGAAGGCUACCUGCUUUCAACGAGGAUGGACUCAGGCAAGUUCUGGAGGAGAUGAAAGCUUUAUAUGAACAAAACCAAUCUGAUGUGAAUGAAGCAAAGUCAGGUGGACGAAGUGAUUUGAUACCAACCAUCAAGUUUCGGCACUGUUGUUUGUUAAGAAAUCAGCGCUGCACCGUAGCAUACCUGUAUGACCGAUUGCUUCGGAUUAGAGCACUCAGGUGGGAAUAUGGCAGUGUCUUGCCAAGUGCUCUACGAUUUCACAUGUCUGCUGAAGAAAUGGAAUGGUUCAAUCAUUACAAAAAGUCCCUUGCAACCUACAUGAGGUCAUUGGGAGGAGAUGAAGGUUUGGAUAUCACACAGGAUAUGAAGCCUCCAAAAAGCCUAUAUAUAGAAGUGCGGUGUCUAAAAGACUAUGGAGAAUUUGAAGUUGAUGAUGGUACUUCAGUCCUAUUAAAAAAGAAUAGCCAGCACUUUCUACCUCGGUGGAAGUGUGAACAGCUGAUUAGACAAGGCAUUCUGGAGCAUGUGCUGUCGUGACCCAAUGGCUGCCAAGGCGACCUUGGUGCGAGGUUGGACCCAACCAAGGACACUUCUCCACCUCCUUCUCCACCUACCCCCAGGCCCACCACUUUUUGGUUUUACAAUUUAGACUUUCUUUAACCAGAAAUGCUUGGCAGAGGAGUAUGGUUUGUUUUUCUUUUUCUCUUUUCAUUUGAACCUUAGUUUCUCUUAUUUAAUUUCCAAAUAUAAUUCUAUAACCUUCCAUUGUAAACAUAUUUUUGAAUCUAUGUUGUAUGCUUGCAUUUUGAAGCAUCAGUUCUCAAUAGAGAGUUUGAAUUCUUGCCAUACAAAGACUCCACAUAUCCAACCUGCUGUCCACAGUUCUAGAGGGAAGUCCAAGAUCAAGGCUCUAGCAGAUUCUGUGCCUAAAAAGAGUGCUUCCUGGUUCAUACACCUCCAUCUUCUCAUUCUUUCCUCAGCUCAUUAUUUUUCUAUUGUACAGGAUUUUCCCCUUUGUGUGGUAAGUUGUAUCUGUAAUCACAACAUUCCUACAAUUCCCAAAAUACUGUAGUAUGUUUUUGUUUAAUGAAAGUGAACAUUUAUCAAUAUUACAUUUUAAUCUCUUUUAAACAAUGAGGAAGAGUUUCACCUGGCUGUAUAGGGAGACAGUAGGUCCCUGUGCAUCUGGUGGUGUUGUUGGAAGUGUGCACUGUGUGAGGAAGGGAGCUGAAUUUUUGCAUUUCUUGUUUUCAAAUCACAUGGGCAGGUGGAGCUAAUGGUCUAUAAAAUUUUCAGUGUAUUUGAUGUUUAAUAACAUAUUAACUUACCACCUGGCUAUUUAGGAAGAAAGGAAGGACACAGUGGAUUUUGCCCAUUUCCAGCAGUGGUGGCUGGUCUGGCUCAUGCCUGUCUGCGAGCUUAUGGGGUGAGCACCAGGAACUCCACUUUGGGAAGAGAAAUUGAAAUUGGGGCUAGGAAAGGAACUUUGUGCAGUUUCCUCCCAAGAGUCACAGUGACCAGAAAGUCACAUGAAGAGCUGGUCAACUAAGUGGAGGGCAGUUUCUAUUGCCCGCUAAACUGAAAAUGGUAGGCAUUGAAGAGGCACAGAGUAGUCUUGCCUGGUGGUCAGUGGCCUUUCCCCACAGGUCCCUUCCAUGACCAGCCCAGUAAUCUCAGAGGCAUUCAAAUUUAAAAUCCAGAUAAACUCAGUACCUGGGACUCUCUGCAGUUUCUCAAACAGGGGAAUGUUUCUGGCCAAAAUUAUACUCAAGAAAUCAAGCUAUAGAGGGGAUCUACCUAGGCUGUGGAUCUGCAUAUUUUCACAACACAUGUACUUAGGUCAGUAGGCAGCCUUUGGCAGAUUUGUUUUUUUUUUUUUUUUAAUGGCCAUGCCUUGCGGCUUACGGGAUCUUAGUGAUCUUAGCUUCCCGACCAGGGAUUGAACCCACGCCCUUGGCAGUGAAAGCAGAGUCCUAACCACUGUACCGCCAGGGAAUUCCUUCAUUUUUAAAAAUAGUUCCUCCCACACCUUCAUAGCCAGAUCAGAUUUUCAUCUGAAUCUCUGCCAAUAAACAAUAAGGAAAAUUUCCCUAGUGGAUGGGAUGGAUGAUGUUUUAACUGUAGGGUAGUUGUCACUUCCUUCCCUUGCAUUCUGCUCUUCUAAGCAUGUGGAACCAUGUGCAGGUGAGCCUAGAGUCCAUGUGGGUCAGCUGUGAGGAUAAAUAGCAGUGAAGGCCAUUGCCCUGUCUCCAGCCCAGCAUCAUUCCUGUAAAUUAUAUGAUGUACUUUUCUGUUAAAUUCCCAAAAUAAAAUAAUAAAUAUAUCCCUUAUUUGAAGGGAAUGUAUAUACUAGUUGAAAAGUUAAAAUUUUGUAGGUUUUACUGGUUUAUGUUGACUGGCUCUCUAGAAUCGUGGCUAGAAUUUUAAAAUGUUUUUUUCUUAUAGAGGUAAUACAUGCACAAUUAAAAAGGUUUAAAAAAAUAUGUAGAAAAUGAAAGUUCCCCCUUUACCUACUAAAUACCACCAUCCAGUGUGUCCACUGUUAACUGGUUACGAAUGUAAGUGUAAUCCCAUUUCAAUUUUUUUUUAAGUUUAUUAUUUAUAUUUCUAUUGUCUGCGUCAUUGCUAUGUGCAGGCUUUCUCUAGCCUUGGCGAGCAGGAGCUACUCUUCGUUGCGGUGCGGGAGCUUCUUAUUGCAGUGGUUUCUCGUUGCGGAGCAUGGGUUCUAGGCACACAGGCUUCAGUAGUUGUGGCUCUCGCACUCUAGCGUGCAGGCUCAGUAGUUGUGGCUCACGGGCUUAGUUGCUCUGAGGCAUGUGGGAUCCUCUCAGACCAGGGCUCGAACCCAUGUCCCCUGCAUUGGCAGGCAGACUCCCAACCACUGCGCUACCAGGGAAGUCCCCCAUUUCUUUUUAGUAUUUUCCCACUUUCUAGUUUUUGCUCCUAAUGUCAAUGGACUCUUCUUUUGUAUUAUAUUUUCAAAUUGGUUUUGGCUGAUACAUAUAAAAAAGCUGUAAAUUAUGAUGAUUUGGCCACAUUCCUAUAUGAACUCAUUUCUUUUUCAUAUCAAUUUUGUUGUCUAGAACUUUCAGGAAAAUGUUGAGUACUGCUGGUAAUAGCUGGCAACUUAUCUUUUUCCUGACUUGACUGGAAUGCCACAGUCUUCUUAAUCUCUCUGUCCCAUACUUCUCCAGGAAAACUACCAAAACUUGUGGCGUCCUUCAGUGCAACUUGCAACCUCAAAAUAAAUUCAAUACCAUAAUAAAACAAAACAGCGGUAAUUAACAAACAUAAUUUUUCCAAGUGCACUUUGGGAACUUGAGUGGUGAUCAUAGAUGGUUUCUCACUUAACUCCCUAAAGUUAUGAAUUAUGUAUAUAGAAUUUUAUUGUUGAAUUGUCUUCCAUUCCAUUUUAACAUUCUUCUUGGUCAUGGUGAGUUAACCAUUCAAUGAACUACAAGAUUUGAUUUGCUGUUAUUUAUUGUUGAAUUUUGCAACUGUGAGUGAUGCUGGUUUAUAGUGUUUGGGAAGAGGGGAACCUGUGUGUGUUCACAUAUGUGUCUAUGCUUUGUCAGUGUUUUCAGUUAUCUGUUCUAUGAAACAGCUGUCUGAACACAGUGGCUUUAAAUGACCCCAUUUUAUUAGCUCUCCCAGUUCCAUGGGUUGACUGGGCUCGGCAGGGAAGUUCUGCGGAUUUUCCUUGGGGUCCCUGAUGCAACUGCAUUCAGGUGGUGGCCUAGCUGGGAUGGCUUGGCCUUUGGUCUCCAUGUGGGCCUCUCCCUUGGUUCUCUCUAUUGAGCUGGCUGGGUUUCUCACCUGGCAACUUAGAACUCCUGCAGGGUUAAGAGGGUGGAUAUGGGUGCUGCUAGUUUUCUGAAUGGCUAGGCCUGGUACUGGAGUAGUAUCAUUUCUGCCAAAUCCAGUCAAUUAAUACAGUUAUAGGUGUCCAGAUUCAGUGAAGAGGCCACAUGGACUACACGGAGGCAGAACAGCGAGAGGCCCCACAGUCAGAUGGGGUGUCAGUGUUCUGGUGUCUGUUUUUAGUGGUGCUUGUUCCUUUGUCUAUUUCUCAUAGAAAUGUAACUUUUAAAACAGCAUUAAUACCUGUAGAACCAUCUCAGUAUGAAUCUUUGGAGAUGUUGAUCUUUGAUAAUUUUUUAUUUUCUUUAUGGUCAAGUUUUCUACUUUUUCUUAGGUAAAUUUCAGUUAAUCAUGUUUUUCUAAAUACUUUAAUCUGUACUUUGAAAUGUAUUGAGGAAUUUUUUUCUUUUCUCUGCAUAUGGUCAUUCCUAACAUGUAUCUGUCUUCCCUUUUUCGUCUUAGUCAUGUUAAUUAAAAGAAGUAUAUGUAAUGACAAUGUAUUACUUUUAGGAUGUAGAGGAGGGAGAUGAAAAUUUCAGAUGACCUGUUGCUUUUCACAAUUGAUAGUAUCUUAGGAUGAGUUGAAUUUAUUCUAUUUUGUAACUUUACAAAAAAUUUUUUCACAUAGUACAAAAUGUAAUAGCGAAGAAGGCAGCCAUCUGCAAGUCAAGGACAGAGGCUUCAGGAAAAACAAACCUGCUAAUAACCUUGAUUUUGGAUUUCUAGCCUCCAGAAUUGUAAG